UCUUCGACGCAGAAAAUAUCGCGUCCCAAAUCUGCUCGACGCCAUCAAAAGGCACUGAAAUGGCUUCGUCGGAGUUCAAAGAGACCUUGAGAAGCAUUUGAGAAGACAUUACAAAGAACUAAUAUUCUGGAGCUUAUUGACUCAAUCUGGCAUAUCUCUAAGAAAAUCAAGAUCUAGUUAUACUGAUAAGACCAUGUCCUCGGAAGAAGAGCAAGCAGAGGUAAAAUUUCAAGUUACAGUUAUGGAUAUGUAAUACAUGCUUGUCUCUCGAACAAGAUCACUCUUCCCACUCAAUUUCAUAGCCUUAUUGUGACAACUGAGGAGUUAACGAGAUGACAUUAUGGCUCAAUUCCAACCUCACUUGCGCUCAGCUGCUUCUCUAAUGGAUAUAGAAUUCAUAGUUUUUUUGAGAAUUGCCUGGAUUGCAGCCAUACUUCCAAUAGUUGUGGCAUCUAUUCCAGUUAAACCUUUUAAUUUCCUUCAGAGUUUGCUCUUAAAAUUUGCUGCUAGAGGAAAAACCUCACAGUCUUCAGAUAAAUUCUCAAUUCCUCAAAGAUACUUCUUACAUUUCUAUGUCUUAGCUGUGGUGUUAACAACAUGGUUGGCCCUUUCAACAUGGCUCUAUGCAUAUAAUGCUGAUGACCAUAUAGCUUCUGCUGGGGACAGAAUUAAGGCUUGGAGAACCGUAUUUGUUCUUUUAUUGAUGGAAGCUCAAGUCUUGAGACGCUUAUAUGAGUCAAAAUGCGUGUUUAUUUAUAGCCCAUCAGCUCGGAUGCACAUCGUUGGCUACUUCACUGGUUUGUUCUUUUAUACAGCAGCGCCUCUUUCACUUGCCAGUAAAUUUUCCCUGGAGGCAUUGAGUUAUUCAGUUAAUCUAUUGACGGAAUUCACAGUCAAAGGGCCGACUGAAUUACCGGUUGACUUCACAUGGAAGGAAAUAUUGAAACCGGUUAUCGGUUUGGGAUGGUGUCAGUGGAUUGGGUCUACUAUUUUUAUGUGGGGUUGGUUACAUCAGCUUCGUUGUCAUCAAAUUCUUGGGUCUUUGCGUGAAAAUAAAAGAGAGAAUGGCUAUGUAAUCCCCCAUGGUGACUGGUUUGAGUAUGUCUCUUGCCCACAUUAUCUUUUCGAAAUCGUGAUAUAUGCUGGGAUUUUGGUUGCUAGUGGGGGUUUGGAUUUCACUUUGUGGCUCGUUUUGUUGUUUGUCGUAGCAAAUCUAGUAUUUGCAUCAGCGGAGACUCAUCGAUGGUAUCAUCUUAAGUUGGAUAGUUAUCCCGAGUCCCGGAAAGCUAUCAUUCCUUUUAUAUAUUAAUCAUCAGAAACUAUGGCAUUUGAUCAUGUCAUAUCAAACAAGAGGAAAAGUUCAAAUGAAGAAUGGCAAUUCAAUUUGCUUCAGGAUCACUUAAAAUUCCAAAAAAAAAAAGGCUUUUAGGGGCUUCGUUUUCCGCUGUGCAUAGGCUCGCAUCUAUUAUUAAUUUCGCUUCAGUUACCUAUUUGUAUAAUAUGCAUUCUUUUUCUGCAAUCAAACAUCAACAAAAACAAGAUUAUGUCAA
Molecule: messenger RNA, 1550 nt
Organism: Asparagus officinalis (garden asparagus)
Lineage: Eukaryota; Viridiplantae; Streptophyta; Magnoliopsida; Asparagales; Asparagaceae
Product: polyprenol reductase 1-like
Exons: 4
Coding region: 341-1309 (322 amino acids)
Biological process (GO): polyprenol catabolic process; dolichol-linked oligosaccharide biosynthetic process
Cellular component (GO): endoplasmic reticulum
Molecular function (GO): 3-oxo-5-alpha-steroid 4-dehydrogenase activity
Source: RefSeq, a predicted model, not a curated record